Messenger RNA from Eremothecium gossypii ATCC 10895, 552 nucleotides. It is a transcript of the gene RTS3, whose product is annotated as Rts3p. Bases 1 to 552 code for a protein of 183 amino acids. NCBI's taxonomy places the organism in Eukaryota, Fungi, Ascomycota, Saccharomycetes, Saccharomycetales, Saccharomycetaceae. The record is from RefSeq and is marked provisional. The transcript has a single exon.
AUGGAAAAGGAACAGGACGCCAUCGUCAUGCGCCUUUUGCGCGAGAUCGACAUAUUGCGCGAGGAAAACAGUCGAUUACGACGCAACAUGGGGCACCUACUCAACGGGGAGCCGCUCUCGCCUACGCCGCCGCAGUCCCGGCGCUCGUCUGUUGCGUCGCUGCGUCAGCAGCAGCUUUUUGGCACGUCCGGCUCCAUGGCGUCGACCCCGUCGAGCUCGCGGCGCUCGUCCUUUUCACAAAUAGACAACUUGAAAUCCGAUCUACAGAAGAAGCGUAAUUCCGCGUGCAACUAUCCCAUAACGCUGAGCAACAACGCGAGUUCGCCGUUUGCGAAUGCUGCGGGGAUGCACGUAGGUAAGCCGGGCACGUACGAGUAUGUUGAAGGCCUCUCUGUGCCGGCUGCAUGGCCUGCUGGGCCGGAUGCAGGCAGCUCUGUGGCAGCUGCCAAUACGCGCGGUCGCCGCCGGCGGCAAUCCAACGAGCCUUCUGUCGGCGGAGGCGGCGUACGGCUGUCCAAGGUGCCUAACCGGACAGGGUACACAGUCCUCUAA